AUGGAGAAAGAGCGGCCGCAGUGGUCCAACCCGCUGCAGUUCCUGCUCGCCUGCAUCUCCUACGCCGUGGGCCUGGGCAACGUGUGGCGCUUCCCCUACCUGUGCCAGCUGUACGGCGGGGGUAGUUUCCUGGUCCCCUACCUCAUCAUGCUCUUCGUGGAGGGAAUGCCGCUCCUGUACCUGGAACUGGCAGUGGGGCAGCGUAUGCGGCAGGGCAGCAUCGGCGCCUGGAGGACUGUCAGCCCUUACCUCAGUGGUGUCGGCGUGGCCAGCAUGGUGGUCUCCUUCUUCCUCACCGUGUACUACAACGUCAUCAACACCUGGGCCUUCUGGUACCUCUUUCAGUCCUUCCAGGAUCCACUGCCAUGGUCCGUCUGCCCCCUGAAUGGUAACCACACAGGCUACGACGAGGAGUGUGAGAAGGCUUCCUCGACGCAGUACUUCUGGUACAGGAAGACCCUCAACAUCUCGCCGUCCAUCCAGGAGAACGGGGGUGUGCAGUGGGAGCUGGCACUGUGCCUCAUCCUGGCCUGGCUCGUGGUGUAUCUGUGCAUCCUGCGGGGCACUGAGUCUACUGGCAAGGUGGUGUACUUCACCGCGUUGCUGCCCUACUGUGUGCUCAUCAUCUACCUGGUCAGGGGCCUCACGCUCCAUGGAGCCACCAACGGCCUGAUGUACAUGUUCACUCCCAAGGGUUCAUCAGCCCUGUCCCUGCUGGCCUUCCAGGUCAAGCAGCUGGCCGACCCCAGGGCCUGGAUCAACGCAGCCACCCAGAUCUUCUUCUCACUUGGCCUGGGGUUCGGCAGCCUGAUUGCCUUCGCCAGCUACAAUGAGCUCUCCAGCAACUGCCAGAAGCAUGCCAUCAUCGUGGCCCUCAUCAACAGCAGCACCUCCAUAUUUGCCAGCAUCGUGACCUUCUCCAUCUACGGCUUCAAGGCCACCUUCAACUACGAAGACUGCUUGAACAAGGUGAUUCUGUUGCUGACCAAUUAUUUUGACCUUGAAGAAGGCUCUUUGACAGCCAGCAACCUGGAGGAGGUGAAGGGCCACCUCGCAUCAACCUACCCAAGCAAAUACAGUGAGGUGUUCCCACAAAUUAGAAACUGCAGCUUGGAAUCGGAGCUAGGCACGGCCGUCCAGGGCAGUGGCCUGUCUUUCAUCGUCUACACCGAGGCCAUUAAAAACAUGGAGGUGUCCCAGCUGUGGUCGGUGCUGUACUUCUUCAUGCUGCUGAUGCUGGGCAUUGGGAGCAUGCUGGGGAACACGGCGGCCAUCCUCACCCCUCUGACUGACAGCAGAGUCAUUUCCAGCCACCUGCCCAAGGAGGUCAUCUCAGGUGUGGUGUGCCUCAUCAACUGUGCCGUCGGCCUGCUGUUCACCACGGAGGCUGGCAGCUACUGGUUUGACAUAUUCAACGACUACGCAGCCACGCUGUCCCUGCUGCUCAUCGUCCUGGUGGAGACAGUGUCGGUGAGCUACGUGUACGGGCUGAGGAGAUUUGAAAGUGACCUGAAGGCCAUGACUGGCCAAGCUGUCAACUGGUACUGGAAGGCCAUGUGGGCCAUCGUGAGCCCGCUGCUGAUCAUCAGCCUCUUUAUCUUCUACCUGAGCGACUACGUCCUCAAGGGCACUCUGCAGUACCAAGCCUGGGACGCCACCCAGGGCCAGCUGGUGACCAGGGAUUACCCCGUCUACGCACUGGCCAUCAUUGGGCUGCUUGUGGCCACCUCCAUCAUGUGCAUUCCCCUGGUGGCCCUGGGGGUUUUCAUCAUGCGACGCCUCAAGAGGGGUGGCACAGCCCUCGUAGGCUGA
Molecule: messenger RNA, 1812 nt
Organism: Cynocephalus volans (Philippine flying lemur)
Lineage: Eukaryota; Metazoa; Chordata; Mammalia; Dermoptera; Cynocephalidae
Gene: SLC6A20
Product: solute carrier family 6 member 20
Exons: 11
Coding region: 1-1812 (603 amino acids)
Biological process (GO): sodium ion transmembrane transport
Cellular component (GO): plasma membrane
Molecular function (GO): L-proline transmembrane transporter activity
Source: RefSeq, a predicted model, not a curated record